GUAAAAAUAAAAUUAUUCGUAAUUAUUGUUAAAUGUUAUUCAUCAAUAUUCUAAUGAAUUUUAUUAAAUAUAUAGAAAAGAAUUUUUUAUUCAUUAUGAAUAAACAUAAAUUAAACUGUGACAUUUAUAUAUGCAAUGUAUAAAUCUAAUCAAUAGAAUGAAAUGACUUGUGAAAUGUAGAAAUGGAGGUUGAAUAUAUUUUGACAAAUAUUUUUGGCUCUGAAACUAACAUUGAAUUCAAUAUUCCAUCAAGUACAAAAUCAGAUGGGCAUUCAAGAAUACUGCAAAGCUUGAACGUUGUCAAAGAAGUCAUCUCUUCAACCCUUCAAGAAAUAUCCAAAUCUGAAGAGCUAGAAGAUACACGUCCUGGACGAUUAGGACCUAAAAUAGUCCAUUUUGAUAUUUUAUCGCACCAUGGACUCACAAUAGUAUCACCAGAUCGCCUUAGUGUCAAUUCCCAGAGCAAUUUUAGUACUUUAAGAGCAAACACAUGUCUUUACGGUGGCAAAUGGAUGUACGAGCUUCAAUUAGGCUCGAAAGGUGUGAUGCAAGUUGGUUGGGGUACCCUUCAGUGCAAAUUCAGUCAAGAAUGUGGAGUAGGUGACACAGUUAACUCGUAUUCCUAUGAUGGAAAUCGUGUAAGAAAGUGGAACGUGUCUACUAAUAAAUAUGGAGAACCUUGGCUGUCCGGUGAUAUAAUUGGAUGUGCUUUGGACAUGGAUAAUGGUACUAUUGACUUCUAUCGUAAUGGAAGACACUUGGGAAGAGCAUUUGAGAACAUAACAGUUGGAACUGGUAUCGCCUACUUCCCAACGGUGAGUUUAGCCUUUACAGAAAACCUAACAGCCAAUUUCGGAGCCACUCCUUUACGAUAUCCAAUUGAAGGAUAUCAAACUCUACAGUUAACACCUAGAGGUCGAGUUUCAAAGGCAAAUAUUCUCUUUAAAUGGCUAGAAAAUGUAAUAAAUUUAUUAGAGAGCUCUGAUUAUGGCUUUAUAGUAGCAGAAAAGUCAAUGAAUGCUCGUACGUACCUGAUGUGUAUUGUCAGAUUAAUUAUGAGUGAACUAGCACCAUUGCUUGUAGUUCCUUAUGUGGUGGAAGCUGUUUUCCUCCCGUUUUUUCAAAGACUCAUCGAAAAUUCGUCAAAAGAUAUAAACACAAAAGUUAAUAUUUUCUUAGAUAUAUUAUGGACCUUUUUAGAAGACCACGAAAUGAAAAUAUGCCUUGAAAAUACUGUUGUUUACCUAUUAUCAGCUUUUAGACAUGUCUCUUUGUUACUAGAGUAUCCAGAUCAAUGCAAAAGUUUGAUCAUUUUAACCAAUCUCUGUCGACAUUCAACUACACGUCAAUAUUUGCUUCAAAAUAUUCUGUUCGACAGAGUACGUUUUGCUAAUUUUAUUCAUGUUAAACCUUUAGAUGAAGGAGGCCUUGCUGAAAUAAUUCAAAAAACAUGGUGGGAAACAAAUCCGAUAGAUUCAUCAGUUGAAGUUAAUCGGGAUAGUUAUAUAAAAUCAUGUGAACGAAUUAAAGCUGCUAUAUCAGAAAUUGAAACUCUACAAGUAGAUUUAUUAAUUACAUUGUUAAAUAAUGCUGAUGGAACAUCAAAAAAGCCAUCUUCAAGGUCUAUAUUUUUAAAAAAAUUCCGAAGAUUUGUUCAAGAAAAUUUAUUAUCCAAUCGCACACCUUUACAAAUAACUGUUUGCUGUUUUCAUCGACUUCUAGUGGCAUUUCGUAUUUUAUGGGAUGCUGAAGUUGGUACGAAACCAAUCCACAUUCCUUGCAAACUGUUUUAUGAUGCUUCAAUUAAUUACAAUGGAAUUGAUAGACUAGGAGGAGUGUUAUCUUACCUCAAUAAAACUUACAAGAAUGAAUUAAUUUAUAAACUGGGAUCUAAUCAUGAAGUAAUUCUAGCUAUGAACCAGACUCAAGAGUCAACGAGUACAUUCAUGGGUGGUCCGGGUCAUAUGAAUGAACUUCCCAUGCUGAUACCAACAUCAACGAGAAUGCUUAAUACUAAUCCUACUACUCCUCUAUCACCGCUAGUCUUCGGAUACUCUUCUUACUUACAAGAAGAUAAGAUUCCCAUUCGCCUUGGUACUGCAGACUCUGUUUUAUCUCUUUUAGAACUCUUGGAUGGUAUUAUUUUAUUCUAUCAUGCUGCUGCGAAAAAACAAAUAGCUAAAGUAGCUAAUUUAAGAGACAGCAUGUCGGAGUAUAUAUCAGCAAUGUCUGAUGUCAAAGCACGAUUAGAAGUCGUUAAAAAAGUAAAAGAUAAAGAUUCAAACACAGAUUCUAUACAGGAAGAAUUGAUUAGAACGAUGGAAGUUUUUAAUUCAAAACUCUCUGAACAAGCUCGACACAUGGCUUGGGUAAGAGCAGCUGUUUAUUCUGAAGAGAAACAAGCUCAAUUAGCUUGGCUUCUGAAAGUUGUUAUUUUAACACUUAGAAAGGCUAGUGAAGAGGGGAAUAUGUUUCGUUUUGUUCCCUAUUUUUAUUUGGAAGCUCUAGCAGAUUUAUGUAGUGGACUUAAAAAUCAUUUACAUCCAACAGUACCUAUUCAAAAGAUACUUGGUUACCAAGAUAUGCUUAAAGAAAUUGCUCAAUUCCUUUGUGAUCAUUUUCUAGAUGCUAGAAUUGUCCAUGCAAUCGCCAAAGAUACUUUAAUUCUAACUAUAGCUGGAUUUACCUCUAAUUCAUUGACUCUUCAAGCUCUUGAACAAAUACCUAAAGAGUCAAGACUUCAACUUGUAAGGAAUAUUUUACGUCCUUACGAGAACCGCGCCUGGGCUCAGUCUAAUUGGGUUCUGGUAAGAUUCUGGCAAGGAAAUGGCUUUGCCUUUAGAUAUGAUAAAAGUCCUCAUUUAUCGAAGAAAGUUGGCCCUAAGAUGCUUCAACAAGAGUCAAUUUCACAACCUAUUAAACCUUGUCCAUCAACAAUUUAUCAAAUGCACGUGAAAGAAUUACUCCUAGCACAUCCACGAACUACUUUGCAGUUUCUCAAUUCAUUGCUUAAUCAAAUGAACUGGGCAUUUUCUGAAUUUAUUGGAAUGGUACAGGAGAUCUAUAAUGUGUCUUCAAGACCGGAGAGAGUAUUUAUUGAGUCACGACAACUGAAAGUUUGUGCAACUUGCUUUGAUUUAGCUAUAUCUUUGCUCAGAGUUGUUGAAAUGAUCACCACUGUGGCUCCAAGUAUUUUUAAUAAUCCUCAACAAAUAUCUAGUGGAAAUCUUCUUUCAAGACUUUGUCAAUUAUUGUGUCAAAUAUUGAACCGAAUUAGUUCUCAAACUAGUUGCUUUCAACAUGUGGUGCUUUUAGACAUCCCAGAUUUAGACGCGGUUGAUCAUUUUCCAAUUCUCACAGCAGUUGUUGGAAUUUUAUUGGCUCUUUUGAAAGAAGAUAUGGAGAAUGCCACUAAAUCUGUCGAUUUAGUUCCAAACGUCACAAGAAUUUUACUAACAGAGCCAAGCUUUCAAAUGAAUUCACUACAUUUUGUGCUGGGUGAAGGUCCAACAAAGAAUGGAAAGAUAAAAAAUGUUAAACCAUUUUCUUUGGAGAAUUACAAAGAUGCCGUUAGUGAGAGGGAAAUAAAAAGUGUUCGAGAAAUGAUAACGUACCUGGAUAAAAAACGUACAUUGCUGCCGGAUAACAGAAUUAUCAGUGAUGAUGAUGAUACUUGUACUAUUUGUUACGCUUAUUCUGUAGCAGCAAUUUUCAAGCCUUGUAAUCAUCAAUCCUGUCGUGUUUGCAUUGAUAGACAUCUUCUGAAUAACCGCGAGUGUUUCUUCUGCAAGUCUAUUAUUGUUCAAGUGUAUGAUCUUGAAGGUGCAAUAUUGCACGACUUUACAACUAGUCUUAUCCCAUCUAGUUCCUCAACUACAUCGUGAUAUUUAAUGUAAGAAUAUUGAAAAUACCAUGAAAAAUGAAUAUAUAAAAUUUAUUUAUGCUAAUCCUUAAUAAUUAACUGCUUACAAUACGAAAUUUUUAAUCACAUUCUUUCAGUCUAGACUGUUAUUUUUCUUUUUUUUUUCAUUUUUUAAAUUCACUUUUCUUAUGAAUUUUUUGCAAAAGUCUUUGGAGAUCUAUUUAUCGUUUAAAUUUAAUUGAAAUCAGCAUUGUCAAAACUUUUGCAAUAAUUCAUCAAACAAAUAUAUUUUUUUUAUUUUCAAACACAUAAACUCGAUCCAAAACCUAUCCUCAGCACUGUAACAUGUUUUUUCUCUGUUGGAACGUUGAAAAAAACUUCAGCUGACUGAACAAACACUAGUCCACACACAAAUCCACCUAACGCAGUCAUUACAAUAGCAGCAAAAAUAAGAAAUCGAUUUUUAUUCAAAUAUAAUGGUGGAUCUUUAACAAGAACACUUUGUAAUAAACAAAGUCCAGGAAAAACAAAUAUAAAUGCAGCUGAGAGUGUUCCCAUUAAAUUUAUAACUGGUGAUAUAUCUGAGACAACAAUGGCAAUGACAAGUGAUAAAAUAAACCAAAGAAGAGUUACAGCAGCUCGAAUAGUGGCAUUGUGCUCUACAUCUGCAUGAAAAAGACCCAGCAGUGAAUUCCGGCCACAGAACAAAACAAUUGGAUACGUUGUAAAGUUCUUCACUGCUAUAGCAAUUAUUGCAAUCGCUAGGGAAACACUUUUAUCCGAGUAUCCUUGAAGAAUAUCACUUGGUACAUGACCCAUACCAAAGCUGUUGUAUCCGAAAAUCCCAACAAUUGUAUAGCAUAAGAAACAUACAGCCAUACUAAUUAUUGCACACCAGGUGAAUUUCCAUAUGUUACGAUCUUUCAUACAUGCGUAAGUUGGAAUUGAUGUCAUAUGGCUCUGGAAGAGAACAAAGACAGAAAAUUAUUGGUGAUAUUUGAAUGUAAUAUUUGAGUAUUAAAGAUUGUAUAUGUUUCUUUUUUUUCUAUAUAAAUUAAUGUUUUCUUUCAAUA
Chelonus insularis is the source of this 4935-nucleotide messenger RNA. RefSeq names its product E3 ubiquitin-protein ligase RNF123-like. Gene Ontology annotation, cellular component: cytoplasm. The transcript is spliced from 3 exons. Bases 183 to 3884 code for a protein of 1233 amino acids. The record is from RefSeq and is a predicted model, not a curated record. NCBI's taxonomy places the organism in Eukaryota, Metazoa, Arthropoda, Insecta, Hymenoptera, Braconidae. Gene Ontology annotation, molecular function: protein binding; ubiquitin-protein transferase activity.